AUGCGUUCGAAACUAUCAACUCUCAAAGAUGGUGUCCAGGAAAAGGCACGAGCCUUCAAAUAUACCGUGUCAAGCAAAGAGGCUUUCGUCGCAUGGCUCCAAAAUAGCGAUUCAGGCCAUGAUUCUAACGAGCGGGCAUGGACGAACAAAGAUCUAGAGCCAACACCUCCAGAGAAGCGCAACUGGAACUGGUUCAAUUAUGUGACGUUCUUCUUUGGACUUGGAUUCGGGAACUGGACGCUGGGAAGUAGCAUGGUAGGUAUCGGUCUCAACUGGUGGCAAUCCAUUGUUGUGAUCUUUGUUGCGACAACCAUAUCGGCCACAGCGACGUGGUUCAAUUCCAAGGCUGCAACAACUUACCACAUUGGGUACCCGGUGAUAGCUCGUUUUGCUUUUGGGAUGUGGGGUAGCUAUUAUGUCGUCGGUGCACGAGCUAUCCUAGCUAUCAUAUGGUAUGGAGUACAAUUGUAUACUGGAUCUAGCUACCUCGUCAAUAUCCUCCAUGCGAUCUUCGGGCAUCACUUCACGGAUAUCCCUAAUGGCAUCGCAUCGAGUAUGGGCUUUACUACCCAGCAAAUGCUAGCAUUUUUCCUGUUCUGGCUGAUUCAUAUCCCAUUCAUAUUCCUGCGCCCUCAUCAGCUACGGGGUUUCUUUGCCUUCAAAGCCGCCAUUGCAGUACCAGCAAUGUUCGGAUUAUUCAUAUAUUGUAUGGCUGCAACGAAGGGAAACCUGGGACCACUGUAUGGUGGAACGGCACCCUCCGGAAGCAAACUUGGAUGGUUCUUCAUGUGGUGCAUCAACAGUGGAAUGGGCAAUACGGCGACCUUGAUCACCAAUCAGCCUGAUAUUGCGCGGUGGGCGAAGACAUCGCGGUCGCCCUUUGUUGGUGUCAUUUUUGCCAAUAUCGUAGCGGUAACCCUCUCCGCAACCAUGGGUAUCCUGGCAACGGCGGCAAUCAACAAUAAAUGGGGAACCGAUCUAUGGAACCCAUGGGACCUGAUGACAGAAAUCAUGAACAGGCAUUGGCGGUCCGACGUCCGGUUUGCGAUCUUUCUCUGCGCCUUUUCCUGGGUGGUAUCCAUGCUUGCCACGAACGUUGCAGCGAAUAUGAUUCCAUUUGGCUCCGACGCCAGUAUGCUCUGGCCAAAGUAUCUGACGAUAGUUCGAGGCCAAGUUGUUGUUCAUGUUCUGGCCUACGCCAUAUGUCCAUGGAAGAUUAUGUUCUCUGCAAACACAUUCCUUACCUUCCUUUCUGGCUAUGGAAUCUUCAUGGCGCCUGUCUGUGCGAUCAUGGUGUGCGAGUAUUUCAUGAUUUCGAGAGGGAAUAUUUUUGUUCCGUCUCUAUAUAACGGAACGAAAAGUAAUGAGAAUUACUGGUACACAGGAGGAUGGAAUUUACGGGCUUACAUUGCAUAUGUGGUUGCAAUCGCGCUACCAUUUCCGGGAUUCGUCGGGACACUCGGCGCGAAUGUGUCAGAAUCUGCUUCUAAUCUGGGCCAUCUGGGGUGGUGUCUUUCUUUUACUCUCGGGUUUACAGUAUACUGGGCCAUUAAUCAAGUUUGGCCGCACGAAAAUGUGAAGAAUACUAGGCAUCUGGCAAGAGAGCAGCUUGCUAAGGAAUCAUUUAUCGAGGGAAUCGAACAGGAAGAGGAAACGAAAGAAGCAAGGAUUUCUCUGUCUGCUAAAGUAUAA
This is a messenger RNA of Paecilomyces variotii, 1692 nucleotides long. RefSeq names its product permease for cytosine/purines, uracil, thiamine, allantoin-domain-containing protein. The transcript has 5 exons. The record is from RefSeq and is a predicted model, not a curated record. Gene Ontology annotation, cellular component: plasma membrane. NCBI's taxonomy places the organism in Eukaryota, Fungi, Ascomycota, Eurotiomycetes, Eurotiales, Thermoascaceae. Gene Ontology annotation, molecular function: nucleobase transmembrane transporter activity. The coding region runs from base 1 to 1692 and encodes 563 amino acids. Gene Ontology annotation, biological process: nucleobase transport; transmembrane transport.